Messenger RNA from Colletotrichum karsti, 1602 nucleotides. RefSeq names its product serine threonine-protein kinase psk1. The coding region runs from base 1 to 1602 and encodes 533 amino acids. Gene Ontology annotation, biological process: protein phosphorylation. Gene Ontology annotation, molecular function: ATP binding; protein serine/threonine kinase activity. Lineage: Eukaryota; Fungi; Ascomycota; Sordariomycetes; Glomerellales; Glomerellaceae. The record is from RefSeq and is a predicted model, not a curated record. The transcript has a single exon.
AUGAUUGCCAAGGCGGCGCCCGCACUGAACACGGUGCGCGGCUUCCAAAACACCCCCGUCACCUCCGGCGACGAGGACUCCGACCAUGGCGCUGCUCCCACCCCGACCCCGACCCCGCCCCUCUCCGUCAAGUCGACGAAGCGAGCCGGUCGCCCCGCCCGCAUCGACGACGUCGUGAGCGCCAACUGCAGCCCCGUCAUGCGCGGAGCCUCUUCGCCUGCCGUCUCCGGCAUCGCGAAGCUCCGCCUGCAGAUGGAGCCUCUCAGCCUCGACACCUCGUCCCGCACGAGCACCAUGAGCACCGUCAUGACCAGCCGCAACGGCUCUGGCGAGACCGGCAUCUCGAGCGGGCUGGGCAUCCGCAGCGCCGCCAUGAGCCGCACCACCAGCCACGACGGCACCCCGAGUGAGGCAGGUAGCGAACGCUCCGAGGCCGGGUCGACGAGCUACGAGAUCAACCUCACCCACGACUACGUCGACGAGAGCGUUCGUGAGCGAACCGGUGGAAACAUCAUCCCUGUCGGGGGCAACUCUCCUCAGCGCAAGAUGUCGGCCAACGACUUUGAGUCGCUGCGCUGCUUGGGCAAGGGAACCUACGGCACCGUGCUGUUGGUCAAGCAGAACUCCACCGGCCGACUCUUCGCCCAGAAGCAGUUCAAGAAGGCUUCCCUGACCGUCCACAAGAAGCUCAUCGAGCAGACCAAGACGGAGCGCCAGAUCCUCGAGUCGGUCAACAGACACCCCUUUGUCGUCAAGCUCUACUACGCCUUCCAGGACCAUGAGAAGCUCUACUUGAUCCUCGAGUACGGACAGGGCGGUGAACUCUUUACCCAUCUUAACACCGAGAAGAUGUUCGCCGAGCCCGUCGCAGCCUUCUACAUGGCCGAGAUGCUGCUCGCCAUUUCCCACUUGCACAGCACUUUGGGUGUUGUCUACCGCGACUUGAAGCCGGAGAACUGCCUGUUGGAUGCCGAGGGUCAUCUGCUGCUCACCGACUUCGGGCUGUCCAAGGUCGCGGUCGACACUUCCGAGGACCACUGCAACUCGAUGCUGGGUACUGUUGAAUACAUGGCUCCUGAGGUCAUUCAGGGCCAGAAGUAUGGAAAGGCUGUCGACUGGUGGUCGUUUGGCGCGCUUGGAUUCGAUCUGAUGACGGGCAACCCGCCCUUCCGUGGCGGCAACCACGCUAAGAUCCAGCAGAACAUUGUCAAGCAGAAGCUCGUCAUGCCGUACUUCCUCAGUCCUGACUCGAAGGACCUGUUGACGCGCCUUCUCAAGAAGGACCCCAAGAAGCGUCUCGGGGCCAACAUGCCCAAGGAUCUGCAGACCAUGAAGGGGCAUCGCUUCUUCCGCAAGAUCGACUGGAAGAAGCUGGCUGCCAGGGAGGUCGAGCCCCCCAUCCAGCCGUUCAUCACCGACCCCGAGCUGGCCGAGAACUUUGCGCCUGAGUUCACCGACUUGUCCCUGAGCCCUGUGGUGACGGCCAAGGACCACUGGAGUUCUCUGUCAGGCAAGGAGGACGACCCCUUCGGCGGCUUCAGCUUUGUCGCUUCGAGCAGCUUGCUUGAGAGUCACGCAUUUAGAUUCACCACAGAGGUCUAG